Heterocephalus glaber (naked mole-rat) is the source of this 1675-nucleotide messenger RNA. RefSeq names its product NAD(P)H quinone dehydrogenase 1 (gene Nqo1). Gene Ontology annotation, cellular component: cytosol. Lineage: Eukaryota; Metazoa; Chordata; Mammalia; Rodentia; Bathyergidae. The record is from RefSeq and is a predicted model, not a curated record. Gene Ontology annotation, molecular function: NAD(P)H dehydrogenase (quinone) activity.
CUUUCCGGGUCCUGGGGGCUGGGCCAGGCGGGGUAUAAAGGGGUGGCGGAGCUCUGCACCCAGCAUUUGGGACACCUUUGAAUUGCAGCCUAGGCCAGGUCGCCCCGGCAACCAGCGGUCCAGCCAAUCAACAUUCGGGAGGCCGCACUUCUGUGGCACUCGGUGGAAGCCAUGGCGGUCACCAGGAAAGCACUGAUCAUCUUGGCUCACUCAGAGAGGACAUCCUUCAACUGUGCCAUGAAGGAGGCUGCCGUAGAGGUGCUGAAGAGGAAAGGAUGGGAAGUGGCUGAGUCUGACCUCUAUGCCAUGAACUUCAAUCCCAUCAUUUCCAGAAAGGACAUCACAGGUACACUGAAGGACCCUGAGAACUUUCAGUAUCCAGCCGAGACUGCUCUAGCUUAUAAAGAAAGCCGCCUGAGCCCGGAUAUUGUGGCUGAGCAAAAGAAGGUGGAAGCUGCAGACCUUGUGAUAUUUCAGUUCCCACUGCAGUGGUUUGGAGUCCCUGCCAUUCUGAAAGGCUGGUUCGAUCGAGUGCUCAUAGGAGGGUUUGCCUACACAUAUGGUGCCAUGUAUGACAAGGGGCCUUUCCAGAAUAAAAAGGCUGUUCUUUCCAUCACCACUGGUGGCAGUGGCUCCAUGUACUCUCUCCAGGGUGUCCAUGGGGACAUGAACGUUAUUCUCUGGCCAAUUCAGAGUGGCACUCUGCAUUUUUGUGGCUUCCAAGUCUUAGAACCUCAGCUGACAUACAGCAUUGGGCACACUCCACUGGAUGUCCGAACUCAAGUCCUAGAAGGAUGGAAGAAACGCCUGGAGAAUAUAUGGGAUGAAGCACCACUAUAUUUUCCUCCAAGCAGCCUCUUUGACCUAAAUUUUCAGGCAGGAUUCUUACUGAAAAAGGAGGUACAAGAUGAGCAGAAAAACAAGAAAUUUGGCCUUUCUGUGGGCCAUCAUUUGGGCAAGCCCAUUCCAACUGACAACCAGAUCAAAGCCAGAAAAUAAGAUGGACUUGAUUUCUAACAUGUAGUCAAAUCUAGGUAUUUUUUCAGCUUCAUUUUCUUUAAAGUUUUUUUUCUUUUUAUCUUUUUUCCCCUCACAAGAUAUGAAUAUAAGAAGGAACAGACUGCAUUUAUAUAUUUUUAGAAAGUUUUACUACUGAAUGCAACUUAUUUUUACUAUUGACGUCUUGGCAUAUAACCAAAAUCUGGAUGCCAGAGGCCAACUGAGAUGUAAAGCAGGCAGAGGUUUCCAGAAAGAUGCUAUAAAAUAUUUUUUAAAGUCAUCUACACAAUUUAAUUUGUUUUAGGCUAGCUUUGGCUAGACAGUAUGGAACAUUCCAAUCAUUUUUUUUUUUUAUACCGGGGAUUGAACUCGGGACCUUGUGCUUGUAGGCAGGUGGCAGAAGCACUGAGCUAAAUGCCUGGCCCCCAAUCAUCUAUUUUAAUUACCUCUGUAUGGUUUAUGGCAGAAACGAAUUGCUUAGAAAAAGAAGUGACUAACUCUCUGCUUAAGGGAAUUCACUUGUUAAAAUCCACCAGUCGUUUAUGAUAGGUACUGGUUUCAAUUACUAGAAGUGACUAGAAUGCUUGACAUGAAUAUUACUCUUCAACUUGUUGUUUAUAUACAAUACACACAUAUGCCUUGAAAUGAAUAGCUAAUAAAAGUCAUUUUACCUCAC